UCAGGAACCCCCAUUUCCGGAUUGCGAGACAUUAUUGGGACACCCUGUAUAUAAGGUUGACCAAGGUACAAAGCAGAAUGUACAUCUAUAAACGCUGAAAAUAUUCGUCGAAUGCAGGAGAGCCGACAAUACAUGUGCAAUAGAACAGAAGCUGGCAUGGAAAUACCAUGGACGAAUACGAAUGGGGAUCCGGUUGAAGUAAUGGACACGGACGCGACAAGCAAGAAAGCCGAGCGGGAGGCACUGCGCGGCGUGAUACAACAAUGGAACGCCAACCGUUUGGAUUUGUUCGAACUUUCGGAACCGAACGAAGACUUGGAGUUCCACGGGGUAAUGAGGUUUUACUUUCAAGAUAGCGGGCAAAAGGUUGCGACCAAGUGCAUCAGAGUAGCCUCCGAUGCAACGAGUCAAGCCGUGAUCGAGACGCUCAUCGAGAAAUUCCGUCCGGACAUGCGAAUGCUUUCCGUGCCAGAGUAUGCUCUUUACGAGAUUCACGAAAACGGUGAGGAACGCAAGCUCGAACUCGACGAGAAGCCGUUGCUGGUACAAUUGAACUGGCACAUCGACGAUCGCGAAGGGCGGUUUCUUCUGCGAAGAAUCGACGAUAAGACGAAUGCGCAGGGUGUUGCAUUUUCUUCGACGGACGGUUCCAGCUUUCGCAGGAAGUUGAGCAAACGCGAGAAGAAACAGAUGAAAAAGCAAGAGAAGCUCAGCCGGCUCAAGAGCGUCGAACAAGACGAGAACGCGGCUCCGGCCGAUCAGAACGGUGUAGCGGAGAAACUUUAUACAGAGUUACCGGAAACUAGUUUCACGAGAAGCAUUUCGAAUCCGGAAGCUGUGAUGAGGAGACGGCGCCAGCAAAAAUUGGAGAGGAAAUUGCAACAAUUUCGGAGCAAAGACGGCGGUCCGGACACCGGUGGCACGUUGAAAAUCUACGGGGAGGCACUCUGCAAAGACGUCCCGUACAAAACGUUGCUUUUGAGCGUACGAGAUUCGGCGGUGCAAGUUGUACGCGAGAUGCUUUCCAAAUACGGAUUGGAGAAGGUCGAUCCGCAACAGUACUGUCUCGUGCAGGUAAACAGCGAGAGCGCCAAUGGGGGCGCGCAACAAGAGUACAUAUUGGACGACGACGAAUGCCCGUUGGCCAUUCUAAUGAAUCAUCCUUCGACGCGCGGUUCGAUUAUGUUUCACGUUCGGAGAAGACCCGCCGAUUACGUACCUCGGAAACGCAAGAAAAAACCUAACGGAAAAUGGAACGAGAUCGAUUACAGGUACGAGGACGAAAGACUGCCGUUUCUGUUGGAAUUGAACCCGGAUGGCAGCGACGUUCCACACGGGGCAGGAACUCGGCACCGGUUACAGCCCAACGUGACGGAGGUGGGUUCGGAAAGACCGGUAGGUCCGCAAGCGGUUCAAGCUCAGACCCUCACUUUGACCGGACCCACUGUCAUGCCGAGGCAUUGCGUGAUCGCUUUUACCGAAAACAUCGUCACUUUGACGCCUUGUUCCAGAGAUGCGCACACUUAUGUGAACAAUCAGAGGAUACAUCAGACGACGAUACUUCAGAACGGCGCGAUCGUUAAAUUUGGCAGAUUGCACACUUUUCGAUUCAUCGAUCCGGCUCCCGAAGAACGUAUGAGGCAACGCCACGAUUCCGGAAGACAGAUCGAAUACGGCUACGAACGACGAUCCCCAGACUUGACCAUCCAAGAGACGAACGCGGAAAGAUACGGUUCCGUGUCCGGAACUCCGAACGGUGGGCAGAUACAAGCGCAAAAUCAACCGGGUCAAGAUCAGUCUUCGUCGCAUUCGUGUAGUCGGAGCAAGUCGACGUCCGUUUCCGGCACCGCUGCUGCCGUUUGCCUUCCCCGAAGUCCGAAUCCUGCUCCGGAAUCGACGCACAAUUACGAAACCACGUUCGAUCUUGACGGAAACGUCGAGACUGCCAGUCUCACUAGCAGCAGGGACGGUAACAGGCAAUUGCAAAACGAGCGACAACCACGUGGAACGGACCCGAUUCUACCGGCAGUGCUGGAGUUUCUCGAGGAAACGGAGGAAACGUUCUUCCAUGCGGUGAUAACGGACGUGGAACCGUCGGCGCCUCAGUUCAAACUCGCUCCAACGUAUACGCUUUACCUGGCGGCGAGGUAUCGCGCGAGCACGCAUUACAGACCGGAGUUGCAGCCAACGGAGAGAGCGCAUAGGUUAACGGUGAUGCUGGCGAACGUGGCCGGUACGAUACACCGAGUAAUCCAGGAACGGUACAUGGACGCGUCGUCGUUGGCCCUGUGGCUGGCGAACGGCUCGGAGCUGUUGCACAUGCUGAAGAACGAUCGCCACGUUGGAGCGUUUUCGACGAGGGCGCAAGACAUUUUGACGGAAGCGGUCCACGAAGCGUUCGCGUCGUUGGUGCGAUGCAUUUCUCUCGAGCUUGCGCCGGCCAUGUCGCAGUUUAUGGCCGAUGCCGACGAACCAGCCAAGGAAGCCGGAGUUUUGCAGAUAUUCUCGAGUACGAUGGCUCUAUUGAGACGAUGCAGAGUGAACGCCGCUCUCACGAUUCAAUUGUUCAGUCAUCUGUUCCACACGAUCAACGCGACGGCAUUCAACGCUUUGGUUUCGAACACGAAUUUGUGCGUAAGAUGGUUCGGUCGCCGACUGAAAGCGAGAUUGAACGCUCUCGAGACUUGGGCCGAGAGGCAGGGCCUCGAGCUCGCGAGUCAGUGUCACUUGGCGACGAUCAUGCAAGCGACUCAUCUUCUUCAAGCGCCGAAAUAUAACGCGGAGGAGCUCGCUACCUUGAGCUCGACCUGCUUCAAACUAAAUUCCCUUCAAGUCAGGGCACUGUUGCAAAAAUAUCAGCCAGCCGCGGACGAGCCGAGACUUCCGGCAGAGUUGAUCGAAAACGUGGUCAGAGUGACCGAAGGGGUCGCCGACACGCUCGCGCGAGCCGAUGGUAGGGAGAUCAGGCUCGAGGAGGAACCUACGCUCGGCUUGGCCCUUCUGCUGCCCGAAGAUGGGUACAGUUGCGAGGUGAUUCGAGGCGUGCCGCCGGGACUCGCCGAGUUUUUAGCACCCUUGCAACGGGACGGCUUGUGUCGAAUGGCGGCUCAGCCCACCAGUAGCGGAUAUUGGACUAUAUACAUGAUAGAUCACUAUAACAACUUUCGUAGUCCCAGCGCGAUGAGCAACCGAUCCGGUGGCUACGUCUGCAACGCGGGCUCCGCCUCGGUCCAACCGGAGAUUCACGUGAUCAAGUUGCACAAAUCCACGAACGGAAUGGGCUUGAGCAUCGUCGCGGCAAAAGGUGCCGGUCAAGACAGACUCGGAAUAUACAUAAAGAGCGUUGUUGCGGGCGGUGCGGCCGACGCCGAUGGUAGAUUAACGGCUGGCGAUCAGUUGCUAAAGGUGGACGGCCAGAGCUUGGUUGGAAUCACUCAAGAGAAAGCUGCCGAAUACUUGGUGCGCACCGGUCCUAUAGUAACCCUCGAAGUUGCCAAGCAAGGUGCCAUAUACCAUGGACUGGCUACUCUGUUGUCGCAACCCUCGCCCGUUAUGACCAGAGGACCUCGUCGCAUGAGUGAACGAGAUUUACCUUCACGGCUCGGACGCGACGUCGCUGCUCCUCAGCAGCAAAUGCAUACCAGCAAAUCCGUGCCAGCGUUGCACAACGUUGGCACAGAAGGAAAGCAACAGCACGAGGUAUUCAACCCUGGUUACAGUAGAGCAUCGUCCAGCAACAGCGUGACACCUCCGGUUGCGCAGCCCCCAUCGAUGAUCGCGAUCAACGGUUCAACGACGUUGCGUUCUCGCUCCAGUCACAAUUUACACGAUCCGAUACGAAUGGGAACAUUGCCGCCUAGCGGACUCGUGAGCAGACAGCAAUCGUCGCCAAAUUUGAAUCCUUGUCAAAACACCGGGAACAGCAGCGGUUCGAUCGCUAUCGGAGCAAUCGGUUCUACCGCGCUUCAGAGCAACGAAGCCGAAAGAUUCUAUCAAAAUUUGAGCGUUUAUAGAAAUCAAGAUCCGUCGACGAAGCAGCGAUGCAGUCCGUCUCAACUUUUGGACGAAAGGAACACUUUACAGUUGCAAAAGAGCUCGAGAGGUUCUCAGAGUUCUUUGAAUCGUCCGAGCACGUUCGACGCGAGUCAGCCCAGGGACAGGCCGAUAUCGGCUUACGCGUCUCAAGCGCAGCAGCCGUCUUUUCUCGGUACGCAAUCGCAGCAACAAUCCACAGGCCCACCGCCGAGAUCGCAAUCAUCUAGGGAUAUAAUACGGCAAGAAGCGAAACUUCAGGAAAUGCAAGAGGAAGUGAGAAGACGGGAGUUGCGGGGUGGCGUACCACCUUCGGCGGUCUCGGCUUCGGCAUCGGUAUCGACGUCGGCAUCGUCCUCGUCUUCGACGUCGACGUCGACGUCUGCCCCGACUCCCGUACCUGUUCCCGUUCCUGUUCCGGUGCCAGGCACGAUCGCUCAGUAUCGACCGGCCGCCUACAACGUGAAAUCUACCGUCACCGCUCAAGCGACCAAUAUGACUACAAGGCCGAUCAAAUCGAUCGGUUCCUCGCCGAAUUUAGGAACGAAUCCAACGGUCGGGAUGCCCGGAGGAGUUAUGUCACCGGCAUCCGGGCAUACCGCGAGACAAACCGCCGGUUCGAUUUACGGCUACAUGGACGCGCAGUACGGACAGUACGUAGCUCAGUAUGGAAAAUCUCCGCCCGCUCAUCAGCACCAGCAUUCGCAUCAACAUCAAUAUCAGCAUCAGCUUCAGCUUCAGCUUCAACACCAACAUCAGCAUCAACAUCAGCACCAACAUCAGCAUCAGCAGCAACAGCAACACCAGCAUCAACACCAAAAUGCGCAGCAAACGAGUUUGGGUCAUGCUCAAUACGUCGCACCACCGUUCAGAGGGAAAACCGACUCGACCCGUCUACAGUCGAACGGCGGAAUGCCAUCGUUCGAUUAUGGAAAAGAUUCGAAUAAUCAAGAAACGAGUAGAACCUACGCGGACCAGAAUCGACAUUUUAUCGUCGGAUCGCAGUAUUAUUUAAAUGGCAGCACCGACCUGCGAAACGAUCAGUAUUCCGGUGACAGCGAUAUGCAUAGAUCGCAACCCGUACCGGAAGGAAACAAUUCCGUCCAAACCAACGAAGUAAUUCCGAUACGACCCGCUCUUCCGGAAGAAGGUUUCGGAGAGAGUCCACCGCCGCCACCGCCGAACGCGUCCACGCAUCCUCUUUAUAACAAACAAUCGGAUUCGAGGUACACGGCGAGUAUGCAAGACCCGCCUCGUGGAGGAUAUUAUCCUGCCAACGGAACUGCGGGAACCAUGUUACAGCCGCGACAGUACCAGUACAGCGCCACCAAUCCUUGGCAGCGGGAAGAGAGAGAGAAGGAACAAGCGCGCAGACGGGAAGCUGCGAGGCAAUGGCGUGACCAACAAAUAGCCGAAUUGAGCGCGUUACCUCACAGAAGUUCGCAACAGGAGGAGCAACUUAGAGCUCUUCAAUUGGAAAGAGACUUCCAAAAGAGAGCCGAAGAAGCUGCCAAUCAACAAGACGACGACGAAGAAAGCAACGACAUGGACGCCGAGAGUAUACAAAGGGUUCAAGGUUUGCUUCGCGCGGCCAAUAUUCAAGACCGCAACAACCCGCAGGAGCAACCGAAUCCGAAUUUGCCUAAAUCGAACGUUACCGGACAGUCCGUUCGCGCAACUCACGGGCUUCAAUCCCUGGGAACGUCGCUACAUUCGACGACCGCUAUGCCCCCGCAUCCCGUCGUAGCGCAACAAUCUUCCCAAAACGUUUCUUCGCAGGUGAUGCAGGAAAAUUCCGGUUUACAAUUUCCACAAAAUCAUCAACGCGAUCAGUCCAAUCAAUCGCAAAACCAUCUCGGACAGAUACCAAUGUCUUCGUUGAUUCACAUGACCGCUACUCACAAAACCAGUUCUCUCGCUGAAGAUAAGGAAAUGCCACGUAGACCGGACGAACUUAAACGAAAACAAAUGGAGUUUGACGAUACUCUGAAGAAGAAGGAAGAAGAACAACAACAACAACAACAACAACUUCAACAGCAUCAGCACUCGCAAUCUCAACACAAAAACCAACAACAACCGUUGCACCCGAGUCUAUUACGAUUGGAGAAUUUGGUUAUCAAUGGACCGCAUGUAUCGUCUAACCAGAAUGGAAAUAACGAAGCACCUUUGCCACCAGAACGAGGAUCUAGUUACGCGAUAAUGUCACAGCAAGGUACUCUAAGAUCGAAUAACAUGAACGCAACCUCGAUGUUGUCGUUGUCGACUCAUAUGCAACAACCAACGUCCAUCAAAAGAGUCUCGUUUCACGACACAAAUGCAAACAUAGAAAUGUCGAUGCAGCGAAACGUUUCGUCGGGAAACGUGAUUGGUACUGCUGCAGCCACGACAAUGGAUAUCAUCGUGGAGGACCCAAAUAACUUUCUUAACGAUGCGGAAAAUUUAUUGGCGUCCCCGAAGACAUGCGAGGGGUCCGGUGUUCCGCUUCCUGGCGGCACACCCGGUGUUAUAGGCGCGCAAGAAGUUUACAAAGAUCCGAGGCAAAGACGAUUGGCAGAGAAGCAAAAGCAACAGCAAAAUUCCCAAGUUGGACCAGUACCUGAAAAGCUGAGUUUUAAGGAAAAGAUGAAAAUGUUUGCGAUGGAAACCGGGGAAGAUGGAACCCCACGCGACAAAGUGAAAAUUUCACGCGCUCAACGUGAAAUCGAUAAUAUAGGAAAUUCUACUACUCUGAACAACGGCAGCAAUAGCAAUGGUAACAAUAACAAUAACAGUGGCGGCGGUAAUCAUACUACUGUCAACAACAACGCUAGAAAUUAGGACAGAAAACUUAAUUUUAGUAGUUUCGCUUUACAUGAAAAUCGAAGUCUCUAAGAUUUCGAUGACUUCCGAUUUUCAUCGCGUUGCUCGUUACGUAUCUAACUACAAAUUCUGACCAACGAUGCGAAUGAGACUAAACAAGGAUAGAAUUACUUAAAAUAGAGGGGUUUAUAUCCUUGAAUUUAUCAGUGGUCCAUAUUAGACAUAUACAAUUUAUUGUUAUCUUCUUCUUCUUCUUCUUCGGUUAGAUUCUUCCGCUUCUCUCCCUCCUUUGCACGCACACACACGCGUCUCCCUUUUCCUUCCUCCACCCUGCCUCUUUCGCUCUACUCCCCCCCUCCCUCUCUGCUUCCCAAUUUCUGGACCAAUAUUUACACUUUACACUAACGUCAGACAAGGCCACACACCUGACCAAUAAAAUUCCACGAAAGAUUACCGUUCCAAAACUCGACGCUCUUAAAGUUACACGUCCGCCUAGUUGUGGCAGCAUACAAUAAAAAAAAGUCUAUUUUAAAAAUGUACAUAUAGAUAGUGUUAAUUUAAUUUUUAAAAGUUCUUGUUGUAUGCUAUGUUGCUUCGUAUUUAUAUUUGAUACCGUAUUUAGUAAGAUACUAUCAAUUUGUUGGCGCGCGUUACGCGUACGUACGUUCUCAUUAUCGAGUCUCAUGGCACUAAAGCUUUAACGUGAUAGAACGACCUUAAAUAGACUCGUCGAACAUCCGUCGACAGCUUUGAAGUAGGUAAAAGGAGGCGUGUCCAUUAUCGAAGUUUAUGUUUCUAGAUCUAGAACCUUGGAUCCUAAGGUUGAACCUUAACCCUUUUCGUAUAGUUACGGUUCAUUUGACUCUGCCGGUGGUCGUGCGACAUUCCAUUCGAUUCCAUUCCGUGCCUUUUAAAUAUGAACACUGACCAAACAGGCCGAGCAAUUUUUUUUCUCUCGAAUAUUAGGUAUGUGGUAAAUGCAAAUGUUGCAAAACCACAAGUGCAAACUGCUGUAAUGUUUGUAAUGUUUUUCUCGAUAGUGUUACUCGUUAAAUUGUUUUUUGCCAAUGGGACGAGCAUCGAAAGGGUUUCUUACACCCUUGAAAAUCCGCCGCGCGAAAGUUUAGUACGCGUAGAAAGUAAAUAACUUUCCUUGUUGUGUAUAGCGAGCGUAUAAUACACCUUCACCGUUUUUUUUCUAAUGCGUAUCUCCACGUUUGGCUAAAGCAAAAUCAAUUUGUCGAUGCAAUGACUUGAAACGAGUAAUCAGCAAAACUGUAAAUCAUGUUCGCAAGUAUCAUAGCAAUUUAUUCUAUACAUUAUCGAUAAUGUGUUUAAAGAUCAUAUAUUUUUUGAUUAUUGUAAGCGAUGUAGAAUGCGAAUAAGAAACAGGAGAACAAGAAACAAUUGCGUGUACUUUAAAAGCGAAUGCAAAAGAUGCGCUGACGAAACUGAAGUUUUUCGCCAAACGUAAAAUACUUGGAACGUGUAUGGACCAAGUUUUAGCAAAAGUUUGUUAAAAAAAAAAUGGAAUAUACAACUUGUUCGAUCGAUUUAGAAAGAAACAAGUAAUGGUAGAGUAGCCAAUAAUGAGAUAAGAAAGUCUGUGAAAUAUGUGACGAACGAAUAAAUUUCAUUUCUCUAGUAA
Molecule: messenger RNA, 8479 nt
Organism: Megalopta genalis
Lineage: Eukaryota; Metazoa; Arthropoda; Insecta; Hymenoptera; Halictidae
Source: RefSeq, a predicted model, not a curated record